Ambispora gerdemannii is the source of this 831-nucleotide messenger RNA. The record is from the annotation of a GenBank genome assembly. NCBI's taxonomy places the organism in Eukaryota, Fungi, Glomeromycota, Glomeromycetes, Archaeosporales, Ambisporaceae.
AUGGGAGGCCGAAAGUUUUAUGAUAUUGAUAUUGCACCAUAUGUAUUACCUGCAGAUAUUGAAGAGGAUGAUCGCUUACAUCAACAGCAUUUCGCGCUCAAAUAUAUUUGUGGAGGUAAUUACACGGCUCCGAUUCAUGAUUUAAUAAAGCCUGGAAGUAAGAUACUGGACUUGGGUUGUGGUCCAGGCCAAUGGACACUAGAAAUGGCACAAGAAUUUCCACAAGCAGAUAUAUAUGGUAUCGACAUAAACGCGAAUUUCCCAACUACAGUUAAACCGUUAAAUUCACAUUUCAUAGUUGGUAAUAUCACAGAAGGUUUACCUUGGGAAGAUAACUACUUUGAUUUUAUUUGGAUACGAUAUUUGUUCGUUGGAAUUAUGGAUGCAGAUUGGCAGAAUUUAUAUCGUGAGAUUAGGCGUGUGCUAAAACCAGGCGGAAUACUUGAACAUCAUGAGUGUGAUGGGCUUACCGUAAACCCUGGCCCAAAAUUUAGAAAAAUCCUAAACCAUUUUGAAGAAGCAUUUAUUUCACGUGAUCUAAGCUUUCGAUUGGCAGGUGAACUAAAUGAACGAAUUACGAUGGCUGGUUUCGAAGAUCCACAGCAAUCGUACAUAUCUGUAGCGAUCGGAAGACAAGGGGGUAAAAUUGGGGAAAUAUGGGCAGCGAAUUUGAAAGAUGGUUCUCUCGCUAUGAAACCAUGGAUCGCGGAACUCACCGGGUUGACAGAAGAAGAGUACGACUCAAUAAUUCAAUAUAUUUUCGAUCAUGAAAUUUUCGAACAUGAUGAUUAUCAUAAUCAUCAUAUAGUAUGGGCUCGAAAAAUUCAAUAA